Molecule: messenger RNA, 1113 nt
Organism: Zygosaccharomyces rouxii
Lineage: Eukaryota; Fungi; Ascomycota; Saccharomycetes; Saccharomycetales; Saccharomycetaceae
Gene: MRP7
Product: mitochondrial 54S ribosomal protein bL27m
Exons: 1
Coding region: 1-1113 (370 amino acids)
Biological process (GO): translation
Cellular component (GO): mitochondrial large ribosomal subunit; ribosome
Molecular function (GO): structural constituent of ribosome
Source: RefSeq, a predicted model, not a curated record
AUGGAUAUUUUAGCCAAUUGCAGUGGUGGAUUUGUCCCCAAAUACGCAUGUAAUGUUUUGACGCAGGUCAGAAAUGCUACCAAGAGAGCAGCAGGUUCAAGAACUUCUAUGAAGGAUUCUGCCGGUAGAAGAUUGGGACCCAAGAAAUAUGAAGGUCAAUCAGUUAAGGUUGGUGAGAUUAUCAUGAGACAGCGUGGUACAAAGCUCUAUCCAGGGGAAAAUACUGGUAUUGGUAAAGAUCAUACAAUUUUUGCAAAGGAACCUGGUGUUGUACGUUACUAUGUCGAUCCGUUCCACCCUAAGCGUAAAUUCGUUGGAGUUUCAUUGAAGAGAGAAUUAAAAUUGCCAUUGCCACAUUUUGCACCACGUGUGAGAAGAUUUGGUCGUGAAAUCUUAACGCAUCCAAGGUUAAAAGCUGAAGAGGAAUCAUUUUUGCCAAGAAAGCAAUUAGAGGCCAAGGAUAGUAUUUUAAAGGCAUUACAAGAGCGUGAAUCUAGAAGAUUACAGCUCUCGGAAGAUUUUCAAGUAUUUUUUGAGAAACAAUUGCCCGAGUUGCAGUUGAAAGAUGUAGAAAUGGCCAAUGCAUAUUUGAUCCGCCUGAGGUCAUGUCUUAAGAACGGAUAUGAAUUAGAAGAUGCCCAGUACAACGCUCAGCACUAUUUGGAACUAGAAUACAGAUUACAAGCACAAAGAGAAAACUGGAAUGAUAACUUGGAGUCGCAUCUACAAAUUUUGCAAGAAACUGUGGGUACAUUGAAUAAAUCAGUUUCAUUUGACAACAAAUUGCAUCUAAUGAAGUACAUUGAUCCACAGACUAAAGAAUCACUGAAAUCUCAACUCGUCAAGACUUUGCAUGAGAAAGCAGAAAACAUUGAAACCAAACAACAAAGGGACGAAAUUCAAUCUUUAUUCCAAGAUGCAUGUCAAUUUUUGACGCUAUCUGAGGAAGUUCAUCUACGUCGUCAAUUUUUGAAACCAGUUAAGCCAGAGACACCACCCACAUUGGCACCACAACCAACUAAAAAGACAGUUACCAUCAAAAGGUUUAACCAUGAAAGGAAUAGAUUGGAGACGAUACCAAGAACUAAGAGUGCCUUCUUGAGUAAAUUGUAA